AAAUCUCUCGAGGCCGGCUACUUCCCACCUGUACUACCGCGAUGACAUUCGCAAAUUAAUAUUCUGCAUUUCAUAGCGACACUAUGAUACCUAUACGGCGCUUUGUAGGCCUCAGAACAGCGGCCCGUAUUCAAUUGCCGCCUGUAUCUGCGUCGUGGUCACGUCAGAGCUAUGCGACGCGCGCACCACCACCACCACCGUUUCAGACGGUAGAGACAUGUCCUUCGCCGACGUGCCGCUGCGCUGCGAUGCCAGAAUUCCCCGAUGGACUGGAUAUCGACCAGAAGAGCAACUUGAAUGGUGUGAUAUCGGGAUACGCAGAGCAAGUUCUCAUCUGCACUGGCAAGGACGACUGGACUUCCAAGAUUGAAGAUGAGAACAGCGGCGACAAUCUCGCAGCGGACCUGAAGGAGCUCUUUGGUAGAGGAGGCAAAUACACCGAUCCCUUUCACAAUGUCUCCGUCCUAAACGCCUCAAUGCCUAGCACGCCAUCACCCAGAGAAGGGCUGCAAUCAUCUUCAGCAUAUCUAUUCCCGAGCUUCAAGUAUAUUCCACAUCUUCCAAGAGUUUCAUUCGAGCAUGUGGACGCUCUAGCAAAAGCCUACAUCCUUCCGGAAAAGCUGCAUUCGGCCCACGACGGUCUAUCGCCAAUCCAUCGCGAUCGAUUGACUCGCUCAGAGGCCUAUCAGAACUUACUUGUCGGUGUACAAGAUGUACAAGAUGUCCUCGUCCUAAUCUGUGGUCACGGGGGCCGAGACGCCCGAUGCGGUAUCAUUGGCCCAGUUCUGCGUGACGAAUUUGAGGCUAAGCUAGCAUCUCAAGGUUUCGACGUUCUUCUAGGCCCAGUUCAAGUUGGCAACGACGGACUUCAUAAAAUAGAGGGAGAAGAGAGCCAUACAGAAAGGAAACCAGCAGCACGUGUUGGUCUGAUUAGCCAUAUUGGCGGCCACAAGUUUGCUGGCAACGUCAUUGUCUAUAUACCCCCAACCAUGAAGACACCAGCGGGCGAGAAGCACCCGCUUGCUGGCCAUGGUAUUUGGUACGGAAGAGUCGAGCCACAGAAUGUAGAGGGACUUGUGGCAGAGACGGUUAUGAAAGGGAAUGUCGUGGCAGAAAAGUUUCGAGGCGGCAUUGAUAGCCAACGACGCAUUUUAAGGAUAUAACGGCACAUGUGGGAACUUCCUGUAUAUUAUCAUAUUACCAAAGUAAACUGUACUAUAUAAAUAGACAUUCACAAUUUAUCCUC
Messenger RNA from [Torrubiella] hemipterigena, 1246 nucleotides. NCBI's taxonomy places the organism in Eukaryota, Fungi, Ascomycota, Sordariomycetes, Hypocreales, Clavicipitaceae. The record is from the annotation of a GenBank genome assembly.